Symbiodinium natans is the source of this 963-nucleotide messenger RNA. NCBI's taxonomy places the organism in Eukaryota, Dinophyceae, Suessiales, Symbiodiniaceae. The record is from the annotation of a GenBank genome assembly.
AUGUGCGCCAUGGAGAUUCUGGUCUGUGGAGCCACGGGAAGUACCGGUGGAGCCACCGUGGACGCCCUUGUCGCGACUCCCCAGUUUGCCGCCAAAGAGGUUCGCGUCUCGGCGCUGGUGAGGGACCUUGAGGGUGCAAAGGCCCAAGCUCUCAAGACCAAGGGCGUUGCUCUGGUGGAGGGAAGCUUUGACAACAAGGAGAGCCUCAUGGCGGCUAUGGCCAAAGCGGACCGAUGCUUCUUGGUCUGCAACAACGUCUUGAACCAAGUCGACCUAGAGUGCAAUGUCAUCGAGGCGGCGGAGGCCAGUGAUGCUUGCAAAUAUCUGGUCAAGAUAUCGACUUGUGGAGCCGUCGUGGAGGGUGCGCCUCCCUACAUCUCGAAGGAUUCUGUCAUCCAAUACGGACGCUACCAUGCCGCGAUUGACGAGCGCCUUGACGCCUGCACCAAGUUGAUGUGGACCAGUCUCCGUCCCAACUACUUCAUGCAAAACUUUAUUGGUGAUGUCUUUGGCACGCUUGCAAACAAGAUGGUGGCAUACCCUCAUCAGAAGGACCAGAAGGCCACCUUGAUUGACGUUCGCGACAUUGGCGACAUUGCCGCCAAGAUGCUGUUGCUUUCGGAUGAGAAGAUUGGGAGCACUUAUCAUGGCAAGAAGUUGGAUAUUGGAGGGCUCAAGAGUUACAGCAUCCCCGACAUUGUGGACAUCUAUUCCAAAGCACUGAAGAACGUACCUAUCAAGCUUGUACGCUGCAGCGAAGAGGAGUUCGCCAAGGGCUUGGUUGGGGGAGCAGGCUUUCCCGAAUGGCUCGCCACCUCGGUGGCCAAGAGCCACACGGUCUUCUGGGAAGGGAAUGCCACGGACUAUCAGUCCCCUCCUGAAAUCAAGGAAUUGCAUCCCAAGUUUCGUACCUUUGAGGAGUGGGUGGCGGAGCAUGCUCAUCUGGUGAAGCUUGUAGAGUAG